Molecule: messenger RNA, 2143 nt
Organism: Trichechus manatus latirostris (Florida manatee)
Lineage: Eukaryota; Metazoa; Chordata; Mammalia; Sirenia; Trichechidae
Gene: FRS3
Product: fibroblast growth factor receptor substrate 3
Exons: 7
Coding region: 257-1741 (494 amino acids)
Biological process (GO): fibroblast growth factor receptor signaling pathway
Cellular component (GO): cytoplasm
Molecular function (GO): transmembrane receptor protein tyrosine kinase adaptor activity; fibroblast growth factor receptor binding
Source: RefSeq, a predicted model, not a curated record
GGGGCGGGGCGGCCUUAGCUCCGGGCGGGCGGCGGCUGCUGCAACGGGACCCGGGAGCGGGGCCCGGCGCCGCCCGGGCCGCGGGGCGAUGUGAGCCCCAGGCGUGUCCUAGAGGGAUCCAGGUCACUUCUUGGCUGACUGCUUGCCAUGACACUCCACCAAGGACGGGGAGAAUAAAGUGGGGCCCUUCCCCAUGCCCCUUCCAUGGUCAGCUCCCCGAUGGCCUGGGUGAGGGUAGGCUGGCUGCUCUGACACCAUGGGGAGCUGCUGCAGCUGCCUGAACAGAGACAGCAUCCUAGACAACCACCCCACCAAGUUCAAGGUGACAAAUGUGGAUGAUGAGGGGGUGGAGCUGGGCUCCGGGGUGAUGGAGCUGACACAGAGUGAGCUGGUGCUGCACCUGCAUCGGCGUGAGGCUGUCCGCUGGCCCUACCUCUGCCUGCGCCGCUACGGCUAUGACUCCAACCUCUUUUCCUUUGAGAGUGGCCGCCGGUGUCAAACGGGCCAGGGGAUAUUUGCAUUCAAGUGUUCCCGCGCUGAGGAUAUCUUCAACCUCCUUCAGGAUCUGAUGCAGUGCAACAGCAUCAAUGUGAUGGAAGAACCCGUCAUCAUCACCCGCAACAGCCACCCCGGGGAGCUUGACCUCCCUCGGGCCCCCCAGCCUCCCAGCACUCUAGGCUACACCGUCUCCAGCUUCUCUAAUGGCUUCCCUGGCUGCCCAGGUGAGGGCCCGCAGUUCUCAGCUCCCCGGCGCCCCUCGACAAGCAGCCUGCGACACCCCUCGCUUGGGGAAGAGUCCACCCAUGCCCUCAUUGCACUAGAUGAGCAGUCCCACACCUAUGUCAACACACCGGCCAGUGAGGACGACCACCGCAGGAGCCGGCACUGCCUGCAGCCCCUGCCUGAGGGGCGGGCACCCUUUCCCUCGCAGGCCCGGGGCCCGGACCAACGGGACCCACAGGUCUUCUUGCAGCCGGGCCAGGUGAAGUUUGUGUUGGGCCCCACCCCUUCUCGGCGGCACAUGGUGAAGUGCCAGGGCCUCUGCCCCAGCCCGCAUGACCCUCCCCACCACAACAACAACGAGGGCCCUUCCGAGUGCCCUGCCCAGCCCAAGUGCACCUACGAGAAUAUCAGUGGGGGCCUGCGGCGAGGGGCUGGCUGGAGACUGAGCCCGGAGGAGCCAGGCUGGAAUGGCCUUGCCCACCGCCGGGCCGCCCUGCUGCACUAUGAGAACCUGCCCUCCCUGCCCCCCGUCUGGGAGAGCCAAGCCCAGCAGCUGGGGGAGGAGGCUGGGGAUGAUGGGGACUCGAGGGAUGGGCUCACACCCUCCUCCAAUGGCUUCCCUGAUUGUGAGGAGGACGAGACCCCACUGCAGAAGCCCACCAGCACCCGGGCCGCCAUCCGCAGCCACGGCAGCUUCCCUGUGCCACUGACCCGCCACUGUGGGUCCCCUCAAGUCUUCAACUUCGAUUUCCGCCGGCCGGGCCCUGAGCCCCCAAGGCAGCUCAACUACAUCCAGGUGGAGCUGAAGGGCUGGGGUGGUGACCGCCCCAAGGGGCCCCAGAACCCCUCGGUCCCUCGCACCCCCGUGUCCACCACCCACCCUGCCCGCAGCUCAGACUCCUACGCCGUGAUUGACCUCAAAAAGACCGUGGCCAUGUCCAACCUGCAGAGGGCUCUGCCCCGAGACGAUGGCACUGCCAGGAAAACCCGGCACAACAGCACCGACCUGCCUCUGUAGGGACAGCCCGUCCCACCACCCUCACCCCUCCUCGUCCCACCCCCACCUCACGCUCCUGUCCUCUGAACCCACCCCAGGGCAUUGAGGUAGGACCAGAAGCUCCCCAAAGAUAUCAGCCAGCGAGUCUCCUGGUCUCCAAGUGGGAGAGAGAAGAGGGUCACCAGGCGGGGAGGGAGCCGAGAUGCAAACUGUGAAGGGUUCCCAUGAUUGCAUUUAUCACCUCCUGUUAUGUCCGCCCUCCCAUUCUGUCUUGUCUCUCUGUCUGUGUGUAUGUGUUUUUUGGUUGAAAUUUUGAAGCAUUUUGUACCUGUUAAUUUUAUUUAUCAGUUUAUUUUUCUAUUUAUUGUUUUAAAUGUAAUUUAACAUAUUUAUUAUUAAUAUUAUAAUUAUUUUUAAAUUCUG